This is a messenger RNA of Fusarium oxysporum Fo47, 1500 nucleotides long. RefSeq names its product cytochrome P450. Lineage: Eukaryota; Fungi; Ascomycota; Sordariomycetes; Hypocreales; Nectriaceae. Gene Ontology annotation, molecular function: iron ion binding; monooxygenase activity; oxidoreductase activity, acting on paired donors, with incorporation or reduction of molecular oxygen. The transcript has 5 exons. The record is from RefSeq and is a predicted model, not a curated record. The coding region runs from base 1 to 1500 and encodes 499 amino acids.
AUGUCUAUUGCAGAAUCAGUGUAUGGGCCCUUUAGUGGUCAAGGACUAAUUUUUGGAAUAUUGCUGCUCACUCUCUUCCAGAUUGUGCGCUACUCUACCUCCUUGAUUCGUGGUUUCCCAGGCCCACCUCUGGCGAAGCUAUCAUCCUUCUGGCUCGCAUCACGAUGUAAAAAUGUUCAACGCUCUGAUGAAGUACUGAAAUUGCAUCAAAAACACGGAGACUUCGUCCAAAUCGGGCCCAAUCAUGUGUCUAUCAGUAACCCUACUGCAAUUCAACAGAUAUACGGCCAUAAAACUGGAUUCGUCAAGGGUCCCUUUUACGACGCGUUCCACCAGGUGACGCCAGUUGUCUUCAACACCAGAAAUGUGGCAGAGCACACACGAAAGAGGAAGUAUAUUAAUCCAGCAUUCUCCGCACGCGCUCUAUCGGACUUUGAGCCUUACAUGGAUGCCGAGAUUGUUGGGUGGAAGCGCCAGCUACUCAACAUAUCCAACGGAUCAAACCCGCAAGUUGAUUUUUCUGUCUGGACUAAUUAUCUCGCCUUCGAUGUCAUUGCCAGCUUUGCGUUUGGCGAGCCUUUUGGCUUCGUUGAAAAAGGCAAAGAUGACUAUGGUCUCAUCAAAAUCAUCGACACGCGUGGCGAGUUUAUGAACGCGCUUGGAUCUCUUUCGCCUUUCCUGAGAUCUGUGAUGAGGUAUAAUCCUUUCGACUCAUUCUGGAAGAAUGGCUUCCAUGCGUCAGCAGGCCUUGCAAAGAUUGGAAAAGAAGCAUUCAUGAAGCGAAAAGCCUCUGCAGAUAAUAGCCGAAAGGACCUAUUAAGCUUCCUGUUCAACGCGAAGGAUCCAGAAACAAAACAGCCCAUUCCAGAUGAUGAAAUCAUAGCUGAGUCGAUCAGCUUCAUUGUUGGCGGCAGCGAUACGACGAGUAGCACCAUGACCAACUUUAUCGACUUUGUGGCUCGCGAUGCGGACUUGCAGCGGCGCAUUCAACAAGAAAUUGAUACAAUCUUCCCUGGAGAGCCCUCUGAUGACUGGGUGCCCGGUGAUAAGAAGUUAAACGAUCUAUCCUUACUGAUUGCAACUUUGAGGGAAGUCAUGCGCUUUCGACCUACCAGUGCCACAGGUCUAGAGCGAGUGACACCGCAAGGUGGAAAGACCAUAGCUGGACAGUUUAUACCAGCAGAGACAUUAGUUAGCGUCCCAACCUUGGGCAUCAUGAUGGAUCCGCGAAUCUUUGAGUCCCCUGAGACAUUCAGACCAGACCGAUGGCUUGAGCCAGGUACAGAGAAACUCAUGGAAUUCUUCUACCCAUUUUCAACAGGACCGAGAGCAUGCAUUGGAAGAAAUUUCGCCUGGAUGGAGAUUUUAAAGGCAGUUGUGGUUGUCUUUAAGCUAUUUCAUGUCCAAAGAAGGAAUGAUAAGCCCACAGUGGUCAGAGAAGGAUUCUUCAACAAAGCUGUUGAAUGUGAAGUGGAGAUUCACAAGAGACGUUUCAGUUAG